CUCUGGUACAAAGAAUUAAGAAAAGCACUGCCAGUUGGAUCUGCCAGCCCUAAUUACAGCAGCCACAAACUCCAAUAGAGGAGAGGGAGAUUGUGCUUUGAAGUGACCUUCAACCUUACAAAGCCCGGAGAAGCCAGUACUGCUGGGAGUGAGGGCGAGUCGGAGCUCCUCGAGGCGCUCUCUCUGAAGGAGCGGAUGGCAAGAUACCAGGCAGCUGUCUCCAGGGGUGACACCCGCAGCUUCUCUGCUAACGUCAUGGAAGAAUCUGAAGUAUGCACAGUGCCAGGUGGCUUGGCCAAGAUGAAGAAACAAUUUGAAAAGGAUGAAAUGACUUCAACCAGGAACGCCUUUUCUGAGUAUCAAGACCAUCACCAGAGCAGAUCUGAGCAGGAAGCAAUCCAUAGCAGUCAAGAGAUGAGAAAGAAUGAACAAGAAUUCUAUAAAGCACAUGGAACCGAUGUCUUCAAAACAGAAACGAUGUCACAUCUUGAAAAGCACACUGAGGAAGUAAACCAAGCUUCACAGCUCCGUCAGUAUGUACAAGAAACAGUCAUUGAUACACCCGAGGAUGAAGAGAUGCCUAAGGUUUCCACAAAGAUUUUGAAAGAGCAAUUUGAGAAGUCUGCCCAGGAAAAGUUUCUCUACUCUGACAGAGAAACCACAACUCCAUCCAGGUGCAUAAAGAUUGAAAAUGACAGUGAAGAAUCCUUAAAGCCAUCAUCAGCUGUGGGUACCUCUUCUUCUUACACUUCAACCAGCCAGAGGAAGGAAAUCUCAACCUCAAGUUAUAGUAAUCACAGUGUCACUUCAACAUCCCUGGCACAAGUUAAUGGCGCUCCUUCAGGGAAGACGGAAGAAUUUCCUCCUCCCCCACCUGACGUACUUCAGACACCAAUGGAUAAGACAGCAUUUUCCCAGUCCCCUGAAUUCCCCAGUCCCCCUAGAGGACUACCAAUCCCCAAAGAUUUAUAUACCAAACAACGAAAUUUGUAUGAAUUAAACCGUUUAUAUAGACAUAUCCAUCCCGAGUUAAGAAAAAACUUAGAAAAGGAUUACAUCAGUGAGGUUUCUGAAAUUGUCUCUAGCCAGAAAAACUCAGGAAACUCCGUUUCGGCAGAUGUGCAACAAGCUCGGUAUAUUUUUGAAAAUACAAAUGACAGUUCUCAGAGAGAUCCGAACCAAGAAAGCCUGGAAUGGGAUGAAAUUCUGAAAGGAGAGGUGCAGUCCAUGCGAUGGAUUUUUGAGAAUCAACCAUUAGAUUCUAUCAAAAAUGGCUCUGCAGACGAAGGGUCCACUUUCAAGGGCGCUGCUGACCAAGAACUCAUUGCUGGGGGUGAUGUGAGAUACACGACUUGGAUGUUUGAGACUCAGCCAAUAGAUGCCCUAGGGGUUCCUUCUACUGGCACUGAAGGAAACACAGAGAAAAUUCCUGAGCUAGCUAGAGGAGAUGUUUGCACAGCAAGGUGGAUGUUUGAAACAAGGCCUUUAGACUCAAUGAACAAAAUGCACCAAAGUCAAGAAGAAACAGAAUAUACUGCUAUAAAUGACAUAACUGGGGGAGACGUUAAGACUGUGAGGUACAUGUUUGAAACUCAAAACCUGGAUCAGCUUGGGCAGCUUCACUCUGUAGAUGAAGUUCACUUAUUACAACUCCGAUCUGAGCUCAAAGAAAUUAAAGGAAAUGUUAAGAGGAGCAUAAAGUGUUUUGAAACUCAACCACUCUAUGUCAUCAGAGAUGGUUCAGGCCAAAUGCUAGAAAUUAAAACUGUGCAGAGAGAGGACAUUGAAAGGGGGGACGUGAGAACAGCACAUUGGAUGUUUGAAACACAGCCUUUGGACGCAAUUAGCAAAGAUAUCACAGAAAUUAAAGUUGUUCGAGGAAUAUCCAUGGAAGAAAAUGUCAAAGGUGGGGUGAGUAGAGCAAAGUGGUUAUUUGAAACUCAGCCCCUGGAGAAAAUCAAAGAAGAGUCAAAUGAGGUUGUCAUUAAUAAAGAAGCCAUCAUAGGUACAGAUGUUUCUAAGAAGUGCUGGAUGUUUGAAACACAGCCGUUAGACGUUCUAAAAGAAGUCACUGAUGCAGAUACUACAUCACCUGAAGAGAGAAUAGGAGGUGACGUAAAAACCACCAAGCAUCUAUUUGAAACGUUUCCAAUAGAAGCUUUAAAAGACAGUCCUGAUGUAGGAAAGCUUCAAAAAAUCACUGCCUCUGAAGAAGAAAAAGGAGACGUUAGGCACCAAAAAUGGGUUUUUGAAACUCAACCUUUGGAAGACAUUAGAGAAGGUAAGAGGGAGUACACGAGGACAGUGAGGCUAGAAGCAGUUGAGAGAGGUCAGGUAAAGAACUACACGCAUAUCUUUGAGGCCAAUAAUUUAACUAAGGUUGAUGCAUCACAUAAAAAUGAGGUGGAAGGAGUACCCAGAGGCACUGUGGAGUUGAAUAAAUCUCUCUUCGAGACAAUCCCACUGUAUGCUAUUCAAGACCGUCUUGGAAAAUACCAUCAAGUAAAGACAGUUCAGCAGGAAGAAAUCCUCACAGGAGACGUAAGAAGCUGUAGGUGGCUUUUUGAAACAAGGCCCAUUGACCAAUUUGAUGAAAGUCUUCAUAAAUUUCAAAUAAUUAGAGGAAUAUCUGCUCAAGAAAUCCAAGCAGGGAGUGUGAAAACUGCUAGAUGGUUGUUUGAAACUCAGCCUCUUGAUUCAUUUAAAUAUUUUAGUAAUGAGGAGGAAACAGAAAGCAAAACUGAACAAACUACAAAUGUUGUUAAAGGAGAUGUCAAAACCUGUAAAUGGCUCUUUGAGACCCAGCCAAUGGAGUCUCUUUAUGAAAAGGUUUCCUUGGCGACAAACACCGAAGAUAUUCAUAAGGGUGAUGUUAGAACCUGUACCUGGCUUUUUGAAACGCAGCCACUUGAUACUAUAAAAGAUGACUCAGAAGCAACAAUCAAACUACAAACUGUAAAGCAGGAUGAGAUACAAGGUGGGGAUGUUCGGACAGCAUGUUUUCGCUUUGAGACAGAAAAUCUGGACAACAUACAGGGGAAGGAAGGGAAAGAAAACAAGCCUGUGGAGGUGGAUAUACAAGCUGGCGAUGUCUCUGGUAUGAAGUAUAAGUUUGAGCACCAGUCCUUAGGUUCUAUCAGUUGCAGUUCAGAGGAUGUUUUGAAUAAGAUCAAAACCCUAAAAACUGAAGACAUUCAGAAAGGCAAUGUGUUAAAUUGUAGGUGGCUAUUUGAAAACAUACCCAUUGAUACGAUAAAGGAAAAUCAAGAGGGUGAUGGAUUGGUUAAGACAGUGACAGACAUACAAGGAGGAAAUGUGAGAAAGGGGUGCUUCAUUUUUGAGACGUUUUCUUUGGAUGAGAUUAAAGAUGAAUCCAAUGAUGUACGCAUCAGGGAAACGAAUAAUGAAGAAGUCAUCAAAGGUGAUGUGAAGAGCUACAGAAUGCUCUUUGAAACACAGCCGCUCUAUGCAAUUCGAGAUCAAGAAGGGUUUUACCACGAAGUGACUACUGUUAAAAAAGAAGAAGUAAUUCAUGGAGAUGUACGAGGAACGAGGUGGCUCUUUGAAACAAAACCAUUAGACUCAAUUAAUGAAUCAGAAGAUGUGUAUGUUAUUAAAUCUGUCACCCAGGAAGACAUUCAGAAGGGGGACGUGAGUUCUGUCAGAUACAAAUUUGAGACUCAACCCCUGGAUCGGAUCUCAGACGAAUCACAUGGUAUUGUGCACACUGUGGAUUCUAUUCAAGGAGGUGACGUGAAGACAAGCAAACAAUUCUUUGAGUCUGACAAUGGUGACAAGAAGAAAUAUGUAAGAACAGUGAGUGUCAACGAAGUGCAAAAGGGCAAUGUUAAGACUUCUACUUGGCUCUUUGAAACUCGCAGCAUAGAUGAACUGGGAGCAGGGUCUGGAUACGACACCAUCAAGACUGUCACCCAGGAAGAGAUGCGGAAAGGUGACGUUAAGAAUGCAGUGUGGCUCUUUGAAAAUCAAGCAUUGGAUUCUAUUAAGGAAGUAGACGAAAGUGAUGCAAAAAUGACCAAAGAAGAAAUUCCUCCAUCAGAUGUCAAAACAACUACAUGGCUCUUUGAAACAAAACCUAUUCAUGAAUUUAAUGAAACAAGAGUAGAGAAGGUAGAAAUUAUGGGCAAAAGCAUUAAAGAAACUCUGGAAGACCUCUACUCUCAGAGAGUUAUUGAAGCUCCUGGAAUUAUCAUUGAAGCUGAUGAAGUUGGCGAUGUCCGAAUGGCAAAAUACAAGCUCAUGAACCAAACAGCCCCAGAGAUACAGAAAGAAGCAGCUAUCAGGGCUGAUCUCAGAAGCAUAAUGAUAAAUUUACUUUCCCAAAGGGACGGUAAAAAGAAAGAGAUAUGUGUCAGUGAAGAGGAGAAGGGAAAUGUCAAUUUGACUAAAACUCAAUUAUUAAACAGAUCAACUGAAUUUCAUGCUGAAAAGGAAGAGAUAGUGAGAGGGGAUGUUAAACAAGCAAUAAAAAAGCUGUUCUCGGAGGAAAAACACACAAAGAAAGGCAUCUUAAUUCAGGAAGAUGAAAAGGGAGAUAUCAACAUGACUAUCUACUGUCUUCUUCAUGAAAAUGCCGGUGACAAGACUGAACGAGAAGACAUAAUAGGAGGUGAUGUGAGAGGCGCCAUUCAUAACCUGCUAUCUUCUCCAUCAAAUGGUAAAAUACCUGAAAGGACAAAAGUCGGUGCCUCAGAGAGGGGAAACGUUCAGUUCUUCACAACAUGCAUAGAAACCGGAGCUUUGGAUUACCUCAAACAACUUCAAGCAGGGACGAAUGAAACACUCACAGCCAGGGAACAAGAGGGAGAGGGAGACAUAAUCAGGUGUGAUGUGGAGGACACAAAACUGUUAUUAAAGGAAGGGCAAUCUCUGGUUGAACAUACCGUUCAUGAAACUGACAUCAUCCCAGGAGAAGUGCACAAUACAGUUAAAGUCCUCAUGGCUGGAUCUCAGGGUUCAUCUUCCAAGACACAGAAAGAAGAGACUAUAAAAGGUGAUUUGAACUCAACCCUAAACUCUCUCAGCCAGGUCAUGAAUCAGAAAACAGUGUCGGAAGCAGAUGAAAUUGUAAACUGUGACAGGUUGACCACACUAGAGUCACUUAAGGAGUCAAGCCACAGACAGAAAGAAUCUAAACAAUCUGGUGGCAUCUCUGGUGAUCUUGAGCAAGCUAUUGCGUGCCUUGAGAAGGCUACAAAUACAAGGACUGAAAUACUGAAAAAAGAGAUGAUGCUAGAUGACCUUGAAACAUCAUUAAGGUCUUUGAAAGAAGCACAGCAGUGUUUCAAAAAGCUGGAUAGAGCAGGGCUAAUCAAAGAAGAUGCACUGGGAUUCGCAGAACGACAAAAAGUAGGGAUUCGUCCAGCUACUGUCCAGAGAGACAAAAAAAGUCUUCUCCAACCAAUGCCAGGACCAUUUGAGCCAGCAACCAGGCAGCAAGCAGGACCAGGCCCUCUCCAUGAAACCAUGCAGCAAUCGUACAACCAGCCUUCAGUAGAAGAAAGAUGUGAGGUUCAUCUUUCCAGAGCCCCGAAGGGCGCUGUCAAGAUUGUUGUUGAUCGGGAACAAAACAACGACGCUCUAGAGAAAAACCUUAGGAAGAUGUCUAAUCCAGAGCACAGAGCUGUGAGAAAUGCUUUAGACAUGGGUGACAGAACUGGCAUCUGGACUGAGAGCAGAGAAUAUCUGCGUGGUGGUAACAAUAUGAGCAAACAGUUAACUACAACCCUGGCAAUGAAGGAAAAUGUAAAAAUCAAGGAAUCAGAAAAUGUGAGAGAGUCAAAGGAUGCUAUCUUUAACUUCUCUCAGUCUGUAGACAAAAUGUUUAGAAAGCAGCAGACUCAAUCUUGUGAAGUACAGAAUGAUUACCAGAAGUCUCAGUCCUGGGAUUCCUAUGGGAAGAGUCAAAAUAAAAUGAAAAAUGUGAAUAUAUCACCAGGGGCACAAAGUUAUAUGCCAGAUCCCACCCAGCAUCCCACCAACAAGACAGCUGAAGAGAUGCAUGGGGCAACCAGAAACUCUUGGGAGCAAGCCUUGCUAAGUCAGGAAACAUGGUAUUCUAAUAAAGAUAUGAAGAAAAAUGAUGGGAGUCUUCAACCUUUACCUGCAGGUAAGGAUGUCCACGGACUAACAGGAAUGAGAGUCUCUGGAAAAGGCCACAAAAAAUUUCAGGCAACUGACAAAAACCAGAAAAUUGAUGUUCGUCUAGAAAGCCAGGACUUUCUAAUGAAGACAAAUACUUCCAAAGAGUUGAAAAUGGCAAUGGAGAGGUCCCUUAAUCCAAUCCACCUUCGCCCUGAGUGUCAUGUGAAAGAAAAUGAGGACUCUCUUCCACCUCCAUCUCCUCCUCCUCCUCCACCUUCCAAUGCAUCAUCCGAAAUUGAAUUUCCUCUUCCCCCUCCACCACCUUCAAUGUUGUUGCCUGAAAAGAAUGAGUUUCUUUCCUCUUCAUCCACAGAGAAGACAAGGACUGAAUUUGAAAAUUUCCCAAGUCUCCCUCUCCCUCCACCACCAGUAGAUGAGAAAUCAGAAGGAGAACGUCUGUCAGCAUCCCUUCCUCCUCCACCUCCUCCAACUCCAUGGCAAGCAGCACAGCUUCUACCCCCCUCUGCCCUAGAAAAUCGUAGUGAAUCACUUUGGCAGCAGCAUUCCCAAACAGAAUCCUCAAGCUCUCGGCAGAUUCACUCUCAGGCUAAAACCCUAACAGGAAAAACACCACCUCCUACACUCCCCAAACCCAAACUUCCCAAAAGAAUUAAAGAUAAAAUCAGUCAGCAGUACCCAAAUGGCGAAUUGGGAAAAUCUGUGUCAGAUGUGGAAAUGAAAACCAUCCUCCCGAAGGAUCAGGAAAGAUCAGGGGUGGCAGUGAGCAGUGAGCAUACUGAGACAAAGCAGGAGGUAUUCAGAGAAAGCCUUGGUGAAAGAAAACAGCUGUCAAUCCACUCAGCAAACUCUCUAUCUCAGACAGUUCCAGAAGUCUCAGCUCCCAGGGGUAAACAGAAAGCUCCCCUAGUUAAAUCCCACUCACUUCCAUCGGGUUCAGAGCAACAAAGCCCGAAGCCUUACAUGAGAAAAUUUAAGACACCUUUAAUGAUUGCCGAAGAAAAAUACAGACAACAAAGGGAAGAGCUUGAGAAACAGAGACAGGAGAAUUCUUGCCACAGCACUGUCAAAACAGAAACCUACCACCAAAACAUAUCCGAGAAGGAGAAAGAAACAGCGUCACAAAAAGCAGCGGAGACAGUCCCCAUACCCAGGAAGGAUUUGGACUUGACUAAGAACAGGGCUGUGCUUGUAGGUGUGAGCUCUGACAGCCAACCCUGCACAGCCUCUGCAUUGGCAGUUGCUACUGAGAGGCUCCAGCAUGUUCUAGCAGCUUCAGAAGAUAAGUGUACCAUGAGAAAGGGAGGUAUACAAAGCUCAAAGAACAUGCAACAAUCAAAAUCAGCUUGUGAAAUUAGCCAGAAUUACAAGGAAUGUAAGACACAACAAACACAUAUGGAGACGUUGCCCUUUCCCCAAAGCAAAUCAAAUUUCCCAAGUAUCAAAGUGAAAACUAUCAAGCUCCCGACACGAGAUCAUACAUCGACUGAAAUAGAUCGCAGUUCUGAAAGUCACAUAAAGCAAUCUGAAGUUGACGCCCAAACCAUCACUAAACAAAUGAAUCAGGAAAUCAAGAAAACCCAAGCAAAGACACGGUUUGAUGAUAAGCAAUCUGUGCCUGAAAAAUCUUUUCCAUUACCUAAAAUGGAGAAAACGGUGACAAUACAAAUGCCUGAAGAAUCUUCCGGGAAAAAUCACAAGAGUAAACUCAAAACACCUCCCAAGAAGCAGAGGGGAUUUGGGGAGCUUGACGGAGGAAAUGUCCUAGGGCGUGAAGAAAGUCGUCAGGACUCAUGCAUGAGCAGUUCCAAAGAGGACAGAUUAACAGACAGAAAGCAAGAGCAUCUGCAGGACCAGAGAGUACCGAGGGUAGUCCAACAAACGAUUUUUGAUGCAUGCCUAGACACACGGACUCAGAAUUUUCAGCAAACACAAAUACAAACAUCUGGAAGUACAGUUGAGCACAAAAAACUGCCUGAUAUGACAGAGAAAAAAUGUCUUAGAGACCAGGGAAUUCAACAGACCCAUGUCACUCUUAACACUGAGCAUUCAAAGCAAGAGAUGAUGCAGCACAAGUCUCCAUUUUCCUCUGUGAAAGAAUCCCAGCAGAAUGAUGGGAAAGGUGCCAUAAAUAUAUUGGAAUUCUUGAGGAAACGUGAAGAACUACAGCAGAUUUUGUCUAGAGUAAAACAGUUCGAAGCAGAGUCAAAUAAAAGUGGCCUUCAAACAUUUCAGACACUGUUAAAUAUUGUUCCGGUAUGGCUGAUAAGUGAAGAAAAAAGAGACUAUGGAGUUCGUGUUGCCAUGGAGAAUAAUUUAGAAAAAGUCAAAGAAGAAAUAACACAUAUUAAAACCCAAGCAGAGGAUAUGCUUGCGCACUGUGAACAUGUAAUUCAAACAGCCAUGAUGGCCGCCCAAACAGGAAAGCAGAGAGAUAAGCCUACCCAUCUUAAUGAAAUGUCACUGAAAGUGUCUAACGUCAAUGCCAGCUCGAAUAAAUGCACUGAGCAGCGAGAAAAUAAAAUUGGAGAAGAAAAAUCAUCACACCGCCAAGUAGCAAUGACCCAUGGCCCUGCUGAGACACAUCAGGAGCCUAAGGGAGAUUAUAAGGAGACACAUCAGGAGCCUAAGGGAGAUUAUAAGAUUGCUCCUCCCUCUCUGAAAACUCGUCCACCGUCACCAACGUUCAUUACAAUAGAGUCCACUGCCCGCCGAGCCGAAACCUCCACCAAGAGUGAGCUUUCUCAGUCCCCUAAAAAGAACAAUUGUGCUGAACCUCCACCUAGAAGACCCACAGAGCAAACACCUAGACUUCCCAGAACAGGCACCUCCCCGUCGUCCCCACCAAGGAGCCGCUCUGAACAACUCGUUAGACUCAAAGACACCACGGCCAAGUUAGCCAGAGGUAGCAUCCCAUGCUCGCCAGGGACCCCAGUUCCGAUGGCAGAGAAGAGAUCAGAAGUGAUCGUGUCUCCAGCCACACUUCGCAGGCAAAUUAAGAUAGAAAGUCAUGCCAGGGACUCUCCACCAGCUGUCACGAUACCUGUCAAUGUGAACCACGUCAUGAGUGGUUCCUUCCGAGAAUCUGUAGCAGCUCAAGAGGAAAGGAGAGAAAUACAGAAAAAGGAGACGUAUGUUCAUAAAGAUGAAAUGAAUUCAAUCGACAGCACAAUGCCAGAAAUAGAAAGCUAUGAUGCAGUCGAAAUCAUCCGCAAGGUGCAAGGGCCUCGCCUAUCAGAACACACAGAGAGAUUUGAAGCAGCUACCAAUCAAACGGUUCAAAUGGCUGAACGUUUUCUGAAUGGCCAUGAAAAUGAAAUGCACAGAUGGUUUAGGGAAUUUGAGAAUGACCCAGUUUUUGGAGCAAAGACGGAUAGAAGAGCUUAUGCAAACGGUGAAGUAAACCGCAACAUGAAACAAGAGAGUCACACAUUUUGUAAGGAGGAGUUUGGAUUAGCAUCUUCUGGAAAUGCUAACUUUCCAGGCUUUUCCUACAGACAUCCUAGAGAGUACCAAGAAACAGUUUCUGCAAUGCAGCCCAGGGUUCACUCUGAAGCAAGGUCUCUCAGUGAGCACUUCUUAGGCAUAGACGCAUUUGACAGUCAGAUCAUUGGGUCAAAGGUAGCAACCUCAUCGACACGUAGCUCGGAUGCAGGCAGGUCUGGCUUUGACAUCAGGCAUGCUCCACCAACCUAUGAAGACGUGAUUGCUGGCCACAUCCUAGACCUUGCGGAUUCACCUCCAAAUCAUAGAAGAGAUUUUCAGAAGACGUGGCAGGAGAGUGAAAGGAUUUUUGAGCACUUGGGCUAUGAAACCUCCAACGCACAUGCAACUGAAAUGAGCCGGGCCUUCCAGGAGGAAUCUGCCUUUAUACGUGACAAGGAAAUCUGCGUAAUCUGUCAAAAGACAGUUUAUCCAAUGGAAUGCCUCGUAGCAGACAAGCAGAAUUUUCAUAAAUCUUGUUUCAGAUGCCAUCACUGCAGCAGUAAACUGAGUUUGGGAAAUUACGCAUCACUUCGUGGACAAAUAUACUGCAAGCCCCACUUUCAACAACUUUUUAAGUCUAAAGGAAAUUAUGAUGAAGGUUUUGGACACAGACAGCAUAAAGAUCGAUGGAAUUGCAAAAACCAAAGCAGCUUAGUUGAUUUAAUUCCCACUGAAGAACCCAGUGUGUGUGAAAACCCUGCAGCAGAUACCCUCUUGUCUGGGGAUCUUACUAAACAUGCAGAGGUUUGUAACAGCGAGUGGCAAAACGAUGAUUUGAGGAAAUGGGGGGAGAGAGGAAAAUUAAAAAUUGUUUGGCCUCCUUGCCAGGAGAUGCCUAAGAAAAGCUCUCCCCGUGAGGAAGAACUCAAAGUGAGUAAGCCUAAAUGGCCACCUCACGUGACAAUCCCUGUUCCCUCCGAAUUUAAAAGGGAGUCGCCGACAGAGCACGUAAAAAUCAUGGAGAAUCAAGGGGAAGAGCCAGAGAGCUUCCCUGUCCUACAACCGUGUCAGCACCACGCGUGUCAGAAAGAGGACAUUGGGGUAGUCCAAGAAAUAAAAGUGUAUGAAGCAAGAAAAGAGGAGAAAGAGGGAAAGAGAAAUGCGCAAGAUAAGCUGGAUGAAGCUGAGGGUGUAGCAAACAAGAGAAAAAGCGGGAUGGAUCUUUACGACAGUCACCUGUAUGUGCAGAGCGACGCAAAGGAGAAGGAUGGACAUGCUAAUGAACCUGAUGGCGCAGAGGCUUUACAAGUUACAAACCCUGGUGCUGACGUGGGACCAGAGACCCACAGACAGAACUUCAAUAACAACAACAAUAACAAUUCGGUAGCUGUCCCCUCUCUGAAGAACGGCAGGCAGGAGAAACCUGUUUUAGAACGUCCUCAUCUAGUGCCGUCGGCCAGUGAAGCAAACAGCUACUACGCAAGUGAAUAUCAAAACAAGAAGUUAAAACAGACAUCUAGGAUCUCAGAGUUACUUGGUAUCUUUGAAUCCGAAAAGUCGUCCUCCAAGAAGGUCCUAGCCAUGGCUCUGGAGAAAAGGGCUGACGGAGUGACUGCAGGCAGUCCUGAGCAGUUCGCUCCGGAGCCAGGCUUCCGGCAGGGCUCAUCAGUUAAAGAGGAAAGCCGUGCAGCCUCUCCUGAUAACAACCUCUUACCCAUGAAAGGAAACCAUGAAAAUAACAAAAACGUACACCUUUUCUUUUCUAACACCGUGAAAGUCUCUUCUUUUUCCAAGAAUCAUCACACCCUUGGGUGUGAUUUCAUAGAUUCUGUUGAUCAACUCAAAAGUAUGUCACGCUUGUAUUUAAGAGAACUUGGAAACGAUGUCAAAUCCUGGCAUGGGGAAACUACAGGAGCAGCUUGGAGUGAUGGGAGAACGGGUUUUGAUGCUGCAAGCCCAGGGUGUGCGGCUAAGCCUGUGGUUCCCAGAGUGCAGUGCCAGGCUGAACAUCUGACCGUGGAAGAGCUGAUUAAAAGGGACAGGUGUUACAGUACCAGCGAUGCUGACUGAGACUUCUCUGGCCACUUGUGGUUCCUACACAAGCACGGAGAGAUGUUCUCAGAUAAGAUCUCGGGAUCAUGACUCACUUAGGAUUGCAACGAUCAUGUCUCAUAAUUUCAUAUUUCCUGUAUCGCACUCCAUAAUUCUUCUCCACUAUUCAUUUGAGUCUGGUUUGGAUCUGAACGGCAUGCUGAGGUGAAACAAGGUAGCCAUGGUUUCUUCCUCAAAUGGCCCAGGCGCUACUUGUUUCUAUACUGUAUAGUGUGCGUGAGGGGUCUGUAUUGCUGGCGGUUGUUGCCAUUCUUGCACCUUCUCCAUAAUUUCAGAUGAAAUAAAAUUGAAUCACCUGA
Microtus oregoni (creeping vole) is the source of this 11960-nucleotide messenger RNA. RefSeq names its product xin actin-binding repeat-containing protein 2-like. The coding region runs from base 196 to 11619 and encodes 3807 amino acids. The record is from RefSeq and is a predicted model, not a curated record. Gene Ontology annotation, molecular function: actin filament binding. Gene Ontology annotation, cellular component: stress fiber; focal adhesion. NCBI's taxonomy places the organism in Eukaryota, Metazoa, Chordata, Mammalia, Rodentia, Cricetidae. Gene Ontology annotation, biological process: actin cytoskeleton organization; actin filament organization. The transcript has 10 exons.